Engraulis encrasicolus (European anchovy) is the source of this 3381-nucleotide messenger RNA. RefSeq lists its product as uncharacterized. The record is from RefSeq and is a predicted model, not a curated record. Lineage: Eukaryota; Metazoa; Chordata; Actinopteri; Clupeiformes; Engraulidae. Bases 908 to 3373 code for a protein of 821 amino acids. The transcript has 5 exons.
CAAGCUCCUUGCCUCUAUGAGCACACCGGUCAUCUGAGAUGAACACAUGUGAUGACUGUCUGGGAGAAUGUAGGCAGAGAGAGUAGAGAGAGAGAGGUUCCAUUGGCCCAUUGUUUCCGGGUUCUAUUAUUGGGGGGGAAAUCCCUCUUUAGGCAGACCUAGGCAGACCUGAGGACUGUUCUAUUCAAUGCUAGGAGCAUUAUGACACGCCCCUUUAGGCAGACCGGAACCUGGUCAUGUUAGGUGCCCAUAGAAACCUAUUAUGUUGGCAUAUCUCCAUACUUAAAGAAUCUCUGAUGUAGGUUCUUUCCAAUAUACAGAUUCCCAUGAUCGGCCUGUGCUUGUGGCCUCCCGUUUCCCUGAUGCCCUGCCGCCUACGUGGAGAAAACAAUAACGUUUCCCCACUGCCGGCUUAGCCACAAAAGCUUUUGGCGGACUAUUCUUCAUUAGCCAGGCUGUGCCCUCCUAGUGACGCAACAGCUUCAGCGUUGCUACCAGUCAGGUCAAGAGUCAAUGCAAGUACUUUCUGAGUUCCCACAAAUACAGGAGCUCCUCCCACUUUGUUGGGAAGCAGACAAACAUUUGCAAACCAAGGGAGGCCUUUUGGGAAAUGCCAUUUGGGAAAUGUUAAUUGUUAUGCUCUUGGUCAGACGAAGUCUCAAAGAGAUUUGAAAGUCGAUGACAAUGAGGCUAAUUCUUCAUUCACCAUCCUGACUGAAAAUGACAUUAGAAUUGCGCUUUUGUGAGAUAUUGAAAUACACCUCUGGCGUCAGUGACGUCAUCACGAGGCCACAAGCAGGCAAGGGAGCAAGGCAGGACGGGAGUCAGGGUAUUAGAAAGGACCCUGUAGGUGCUGCCACUUCUGUGCACGGCUUCUCUGGGACUUCCUGGAGGCGUGGUCAGGAGGAUGGAGCCAGCCAAUCCGAUGAAUGUGUGGAUGUGGGAGUCUCCACUGUGUGAUCUAUGGAGGAGGGGCGUCGUCUCCCCCCUAAACCCAGAGCCAGUGCCACACCUGUCGGACAGUGAGGUGCUAAACCCCAUGGAGAAGACAGAGCAGAUUAGUCAGGCCAGCUCCCUGACACACACCUCUGGCCCUGACUCACACACAUGGUGUGUCAGACACCGGUGGAGAUGGCUGCUACAAGAGAAGAGAGCAGGUGUCCAUCUUCAAACCCAGCAACAUGGCUCUGCCAUCCCUAAGUCCUUGCUACAGGCUGCCAUCCCCACACCUUGGUACGCACUCUCAGGGUACACUAUAGAAGAUGAGAACACGGGUCCACUGGCUUCAAGCCCACUGCCUUGCUGCAGGAUACCAGGGUACACCAUGGCAGAUCAGAACAUAUGCCCCUUGGGCCCACUAGCCUCAAACCCAACACCUUGUUGCAGACUAUCAUGGCAUGCUACUGGAGCAAGAGAUCAUCAGAGCAUGGGCCCACUAUCUUCAGCCCCAACAGCUUGCUACUGGCUAUCGAGGUAUACUUCGGCAGGUCACACCUCAACCAGAGAGGAGACCUUCAUCUCCCCAUGCGUUACGUCACUGCCCUUGAAAAACGCCAUUGCAGAGGCCACUAGACUCAGUUGUCUCAAGCCUGAGGUCCACAAGAACUUGCACUCUCCAGCCAAUAUGGUGGAGUUUAGCUCGAUACUCUUCCAAGCUGCUCGUCAGAGCAGAGAGACAUUCGGAGGUUGGGACGAGCAUGGAAGUGGACUCAUUAGUUGUCUCAAGAGAACCAGAGGCCCGUUUCCUGUCGUGUUUGUUCAAGUUCAGCCUGUCGUCCCACCUGCUUGCUCCACCAAGUCCACCCAGCGCUGUAGUAGGCUAGCUCCUUGUUGUCACUGUAUAUACAACCCAACCUCAUGCUCUAGCCAUUGUGGGAUAUUUCCUCGUCCCAGAACUUUAGAAUGUCGUACAGCUAAAUCUAACUUAAUGUACAACUACACCUCUUGCACUAACCAUUUUGGAACAUUGAAUCGUCCCAGAACCUUAGCGUGUAGCACAGCUGAAUCUAACUUCAUGUUCUGUAGUGAGGAAAUCACUUGUCAAGAUUACGGUCACAAUGAUAUUUUCUUUAGGACAACAGUUAAUGACCCUUGUCAUGCAAAGACUAUGGUGACGUCGCCGUGCUUAGCGUUGUUCCCUGACUUCGUCACAUUGUCUUGUGAGGCAUUCCUCCCAAUGCUCCCAAUCCUGUUCCCUCCAGAAGACACCAAUUCUUCCUGUUGUACCGCCGGGGUUAGCAGAAGUGAUCCUUCUUUGACAGCUGGAGAAGAGCUGGAUGCAGACAGCUUUGAUGACCCAACAAUCCGGCGCUUACGCAACAUACACCACUACAAGAACAGUUGUAACGUGGUGGAGGCCGAAGGGUCAGACAUUGAUGACGUCAUCGACAUCGACUCGGACGUAUCUGAUAUGUCGCCCUCCCGCAACAUUCACCACGACAACAGCAGUCAUGACGUGCUGGACGCCGAAGGAUCAGACAUUGAUGACGUCAUCGACUCGGACGUAUCUGAUACGUCGUCCACCCACAACAUCCACCACGACAACAGCAGUCAUGACGUGGUGGAGGCCGAAGGGUCAGACAUCGAUGGCGUCAUCGAUGCGGACGCGUCUGCUACACUGUCCAACCAGAGCAUCCAACAAUACAACAGCAGUUCUGAUGUGGUGGAGACAGAACGGUCAGAUGUCAACGAUGAUGUUUUCGACUCGGGUGCGUCUUCUACGCUGUCCAACUACCACUACAACAGCAGUCGUGACACGAUGGAAACAGAACGGCCAGAUGUCAACGAUGUCAUGGACUCGGACGCAUCGCCUGACACGUCAUCCACACGACGCAAGCUUGUGGUGUCUGUUGAUGGGACUGAGUCAGCCAUCGAGAGGACCAGGCGAUGGAGCGCUUCGGCCUGCCUAAGGACCCCUCAGGAGGAGGAGCCCCAUCUCCAUCUCCACUCUACAGCGUCGUCAUGUUCAGACGGCCAGAGCAGGAGGCCUCUGAAGAAGAGCGUGUCUUUCUGUGAGGAGGUCACCGUUUUCCUCUUUGACAAGGAAACCCCCACCCAUGGAUUAGGACCCCCAUGUUCCCCGGUGGAGAACGGUGUGCCUAGACCCACCAGUGGUCAUGCCGACUCAUUCUCACCAGAAGCUGAGAACAUCCAUGAUGUUGAAGAUGAGUUGGAGUGGGAGGAUGAUUUCUCCGCGGCAGCGUUGUCAUCGUCUCUUCCUGUUUUGAGGAAAGCCGAUCCUUUUCCCCAGUGGGACACUUCUGAUGGUCCUGCGUAUCUGCAGCCAGGCAGAUCUGACUCCUUGCGUCAUGUGGACUUGAUCAAGUGCUCCCCCUACUCCAUCACACACAUCACAGACUCGGAUUUGGAGUAGAGAGAGGA